UUUUCGAAGGUCAAGGAAUUAGUCGAGAAGAAAGAUCCUGACAACGUUAUUGUUGAUGUCAGAGAGCCAGAAGAGUACGCCAAGGGCCACAUUCCUGGUGCCGUUAAUAUUCCAGUCAAUUCGAGUCCCGGUGCGCUAGGCCUUUCUCCAGACGAGUUUGAGCAGACUUUUGGAUUUCCAAAGCCGGAUCCAUCCAAGACCCUGCUUUUCUACUGUCUGGCGGGUGUGAGAUCGAGCAUGGCCGAGGAACUUGCUAGCACUUUUGGUUACGGCAAAAGACUGAACUACGUUGGCUCCUUUUCUGACUGGACGGAGAAAAACGGU
This is a messenger RNA of Ogataea polymorpha, 324 nucleotides long. RefSeq lists its product as uncharacterized. Gene Ontology annotation, molecular function: thiosulfate-cyanide sulfurtransferase activity. NCBI's taxonomy places the organism in Eukaryota, Fungi, Ascomycota, Pichiomycetes, Pichiales, Pichiaceae. The annotation marks the transcript as partial. The record is from RefSeq and is a predicted model, not a curated record. Gene Ontology annotation, cellular component: mitochondrion. The transcript has a single exon.